GGCGUGCCGAAGGGGGGGACCGGUGUGGUGUGGAACUUCUGGAAAAUUAAGCUGGAAAGUCAACCCAGGAGGUGGAACCAGAGGAUGGCACAUGUGUUUGCCCCCCUUCCUUGCCAAUUUCACCCUGGCAAGUCCUUCUCGCACCAAGGACUCCAGUAGGCGAACCGCCCCCCCCUAAGGAAAAGUUCAUCUCAUCUCUUUGGAAGGUCUUCUCCACCUCCUACCAUUCCAGGUGAGGCCACCACCUGAUCCUCCCGAAAAGGACAUGUAAGAACUUCUCUCUUAUGUUCCCAAACCCGUUUCCAUCCGAUCUCCUGUUUCCUGGAAGUGGGCACCACUUAGGGAAAACCCACCUCGGCCACAAGCUUCUCCCCUAACCGGGCGCUCCAUUUUGGACGGAGAGAAAAAGGAGGGGGGGAAUUAAGGAAUCCGACGCCUGGUUUGGAUCUUGCCGAAGAUGUCUGAUCAGGAGAUUGAUGACUACGAUGGGGACAACUUCUCCGACACUUCCCACACCAUCCAAACUCUCCCGCCGUACAACAUGGAGGACCAGCUCCUGCCCAUGGAGCGUCGUGGCACCUGUGGCUGCUGGGCGUGGACUUGCUUGGUGGGGACUAUGAACGCUUUUGCCUUUCUCCUAAACUUCCUUCUGAUGGCUGCCAUCUUUUCGGUGGUCCUCCUGCCCGCCGUUGUCGUGGUCUAUUUUGGAUUCCAGUGUCACUCCCGCGUGCUCCACUCGACCGCCUACUACUGCCAGACCAUCCUGGACGACAAUAGCUCUUCGGCCUUGAUCAUCCUGGGCUUUGUCAUCAUGUCUCCCCUCAUCGUGGUCUCCAUGGCUCUCUACUGCAGCCUGGCCCGCCGGCUGCACCUCUUCCUCUGCUUCCAGCCGUGCGCCCGUGCCGUCUACAAAGGCGUGAAGUGGCGGUGGUACGAAGAAGGGGGCCUGUGUGGGUGCACAAAGGAGUGGAACCACCAAGUCAAGGCUUGGGUCUGAGCUGGUCCCCCCCAGCCUCUCCAUGCAGCUUGGUCGUUUUCAGUGGGGGGGGGGCAUCAAGAAAGAGCAGCGAUAGUAACCCACCACCAUGUUUCCCCUGCAGGCUCUUUGUGCUAAGGAGUAGCCAGGCU
This is a messenger RNA of Thamnophis sirtalis, 1128 nucleotides long. It is a transcript of the gene TMEM278, whose product is annotated as transmembrane protein 278. The record is from RefSeq and is a predicted model, not a curated record. Gene Ontology annotation, cellular component: plasma membrane. Lineage: Eukaryota; Metazoa; Chordata; Lepidosauria; Squamata; Natricidae. Gene Ontology annotation, molecular function: PDZ domain binding.